AUGUCGACAAGUUUCGGGGUGCUCGAAAUUCCUACGCUUACCAAGAUCACAUGGGAGCUCUACAGUCGGUGUCGGACUAUUGCCAAAGAUGCGCCAGAUGGCUUCCGCGGUCUAGUGACAGAGCUUGGGUCUUUGCAGGGCGCUUUGCGCGCGCUCAGUGACGACUUCAGCUCAAAUACUGCAUUUUUUGAGCGGAUGAAUGACGCCCGAAGAUCGACUCUGGGACGAUGCCUCAGCCUUUGUCUGCAGACCCUUCAGCGAUUGACGGCUCUUUUGAACAGGUAUCGUGAGCUGGGGAUUCUAGUGGAGGGUAAGAAGUUCUGGCAGGAAAUCCAAUGGAUUACGCAGCGUCCCCAGAUCGAAGAGAUCAAAUCCAAAAUCAUGGUGCAUACCUCCACUCUGAGCCUAUGCAUGAGUUCUAUUGAUAACACCGCUCUCCUUCACUUGGAGAAAAAGAUGCUUCAAGCAAUUGAGGACGAUGAGCAGGCCAUGUCGCCUCUUGGGACUGGUGCCUCCCGCGAUACAGACACAUUGGUUUCCCCUCUAAGUCUGAAAGGUAGUAGCAUCAAAGGGAGCAUCAGCGAAUUGGAAGCCCCGGGAGUCAGCAUACCGCGACCUCGACUACCCUCCCUGGGACAAAUAUCAACACAGCAAGGAACCCCUCGGCCUAUCGACACUUCUUCAGAAUCAACUAUAGCAGCAUCCGAUGCAUCAACGUGGGGAAAGAUUUCGCCGACCUCGCCGCUAUUUGCCAAUGACGGUAGUUCCUCUCGCACAUUGCUUGGAAGACUCAAUUCAACUUCAACCCUGGGCCGAACAGAGAGAUCUCAUAAUGGGUCCAUUGACGGUCGUUCCCUAGAGAGGACAUUCUGGGACGAUGUCUCUGAGGUACAAGAGAAACAGAGUCUCGGAAAAGGCAGUGACUCUUCUGUCACUGAGUUCGGACCAAAUAACGUGACAGAGGCUGUGAGUAGUGUCAUGCAGCAGCUUCAGCAGGUCCGACUUCAGGAACAAGCUGCGCGACCUCUGCGCUAUGUGCCUCAAAAUAAGAUCCACAAGCCAGACCCGGAAGUUGCCCGCGCUUUCCAAUCAUCCGUCAAUGAAGAGCUUCAAGUCAGACGCCUCAUCACGAGAGAUUGGAUUCGUGUUGCUACUUGGUGGCUCUUGAAGGCACGGGCUACGCUUGUCAACUGCAGCAGACAUGCUUCUCAGGACGGGAGCUCUCCCGCUCUUCUGACAGAUGAGAAUCGCAAAUCGAUAUCAGAUCUCUCCGAAAUUCAGCCAGAGGAAACUUCUGAAGCUAGCUCUGAGCUAGGAUGGGGCCAUGACCAUGCACGCUGGAUCACCGUCAACCAAGAGGAUGGCGGUACUGAAGAGGAAAGGGUCAUCUACCGCACAUUCGUCAAUGCAGGAAUUGGCGCCAAAACCUCUCGCCUGCGCACUCGAGGCGCACCGUAUCUGCUUCUCUUGGCCACCAAGGACGGUGAGAGCGAGCCGAAAAUCAUUAUCUGUAAUCAGAGCGGUUCUCUUUGCCUGCAACGUGACUUUGAGCAGGGAGACUUACCACCGCUGAUCAAUCUGUCAAAUGCCAUUCUGACUGGGUUCCCAGGGACUCAAGCCUCAGAUCCGAUCCCGUUCAAAUUUGACAGUAUGAGCGUGUCCAUCUCCUUCCAGUUUGAUGGGGAUCUCGGUGCUCUUAUCAAUAUUCCUAAAUCCUAUUUCGAUGCUGUCAAGCAGAGAGAACCAAUUGAUUCCCCAGAAUUCACAGAGAGCGUGGUUUUUAAAGGCUCAGUAGAAGUCUGGGAGCGGCUGAAGGCCCCUGGGAUGAAACCAAUGAAUUCUCCUCAGAUUAUCAAAUCAGGCGAGGUUCGAAUUCUCGAGAAAUCGUUUGCGGAAGCCUGGCAAAAUACUCGCAGGGUCGUUAUCAGCCCAUCUGCAGCUGAAACAAGCCCACGGUGCAUCGAAUUCUGGAUGCCGCUCAGUCGAGUCCAGAUCCACCGCGAGGACAUGUCGCGUCAGGUCCUUAUGAAGUGGUCGGAUACAACGCAGGAGCGCUCCGAUAAAACCGAUGGAAGUUACAACACCCUGUACUCCCAUAUGUAUGAUUCGAGCGCGCCAAAUAUCGGAAUGAGCUUGCAUUUCGGAAGCCAGAAAGGGGCAGAAGACUUCGAGAAGGCGGUGCUGGAUAUAAACUUCAAACCGGUCUUCUCCUGGUCGGAGCCUCUCAGUGCCGGCCGCAUCUACGAUGUGGUCGAUGCCAACACAGACCACAAGCAGUACAAGGCUGUGACAAUUCUCCAGAAGAAGACAUCGUGGCGCUACAUCGAGGUCUGCUAUCUGUACCGUAAUGCCGAUUUCGACUACUCCAAUUCGUCGCAAAGCGUCCGGUUCCCCGCUGCCUCAUACACAGACUAUAUUUCCACCCAUGUCGAGCAGCUCUUCCCUGCCGAUCAUGAAGUUGGCUUUUCCCAUUGCGACAAGAGGAAUGCGACUGUCCUGAUCGAGUUCAACGAUUCGUCGGUCCCUCAAGCAUUCCUGAGUGCUCUGGCCCCAACUCACGAUCUGAUCUAUUCCCGCCGGAUCGUCUCGUUAACCACCAAGAGCAAAAGUCCGUUUGGGAAAAAGUCCAACAAGGGGUAUGCCGAGAUCCAGCUCUGGCGUCGGACGAAAUCUCUCCAGCUUGCGGCCCGCUGGGACGACAGUGUUGCUAAUAAAUGGAUCACCAUGGCCCUUCCCCCGGGCUGCGCCGAGGCGUCCAAGGACAACACGGUGAACAUUCCAAAGCAACCCUUUGCCCGGGGGACUUGCCUGGAUAUGCUCCAUAUUACUGCGAAACAUCCGAAAGACUCCGCUGCAGGUCGGGAAGGAGCUGUGACGAUUGCGUUCCAGAGGGCAGAUGGUAAGUCAGUCCGUGGGUUUGGUUGA
Penicillium chermesinum is the source of this 2925-nucleotide messenger RNA. RefSeq lists its product as uncharacterized. The transcript has 5 exons. The record is from RefSeq and is a predicted model, not a curated record. Lineage: Eukaryota; Fungi; Ascomycota; Eurotiomycetes; Eurotiales; Aspergillaceae. Bases 1 to 2925 code for a protein of 974 amino acids.